This is a messenger RNA of Populus nigra (black poplar), 2461 nucleotides long. RefSeq names its product transcription factor TCP2-like. Lineage: Eukaryota; Viridiplantae; Streptophyta; Magnoliopsida; Malpighiales; Salicaceae. Bases 760 to 2184 code for a protein of 474 amino acids. Gene Ontology annotation, molecular function: DNA-binding transcription factor activity; sequence-specific DNA binding. The transcript is spliced from 3 exons. Gene Ontology annotation, cellular component: nucleus. Gene Ontology annotation, biological process: regulation of secondary shoot formation. The record is from RefSeq and is a predicted model, not a curated record.
CUGUCCUUUGCCGAUAAGCUCCGUGGUUUGCUCGAAGUGGUAUGAAACACGCACAAACUUCUCCGUCUCCGUCUCCUUCUCCAUCGUCUUCCUUUUUUCUUCUUCUUGUACUUUCGGAACACCUUUUUAGCUAACUCUUCACUUUUUGCUAAAUUUUCCUUCCUUCGGUAUUUUCUUUCCAACCCUAAACACUUUUUUUUUUUAAUAAAAAAAGGAUGAAAAUUGCUUAUAUAUAUUAAUUAUCAUCUGAAUUCAAGUUCUUGUUAGUUGCUCCACUUUGGUAAGAAAUGAGCUGAUGAGAGGGUUUGCUUUUGUGAAAAAAAGAGAGAGGACUGUGUGCAGAAGCAGAACUGCGAAAAAGAAAGCUUUAAGCGUACAGGAGAAGGUGUAGAGGAGGGUCUGUUCUGACUUGGACUGUGAUGCAUCAAGCUGUUUUUUUGAAAAAAAAAAAGAAAAAAGAAAAGCCCUUUGUCACCGAACACAGCCAAAGUACUCCAUCACUCUCUCUCUCUCUUCCUCUCUGUGUUAUUGUCAUCAAUGCAUAGGACACACAACCCCACCUGCACUCCUCUCUUCAACUAGUCCUCUCUAUCUCUUUCUUUCUAUCUGCAAGAAGAACAGAAGAUAAGGGAAAACUAAGAGGUGUAGAAGUCAAGCCAGUGGUAAUAAACUAACAAAGGCAGGGAAAGGGAAUAAAAGCGGAGCUCCUUUUCCUUUCUUUUUUUUUUUUAAUUGGAGAUAAGGCAUGAAAGUAGUGCUAUGGAGGCGGAGGAGAUUCAGAGACAACCUUGUAAGUUCUCUAGAGUUGGCAAUGGAAGAAAUAACUCCAGCAGAAUAGCUCAAAACGGGUAUGGUGACCACCAAUAUCCUGAUGAAGAAGAAGAUGGUGGGGUCAAGAGGUCUAAUCCUAACAACGGUGGUGGUGCUGGUGGGACCAUCAAUCGUCUUCGUGAGUGGCACCAUUCGUCACGCAUAAUUAGGGUUUCUAGAGCAUCUGGUGGAAAAGAUCGACAUAGCAAGGUAUGGACCUCACAGGGGUUAAGGGACCGGAGAGUACGUUUAUCGGUGACCACAGCCAUUCAAUUUUAUGAUCUCCAAGAUCGGUUGGGUUAUGAUCAACCAAGUAAAGCUGUAGAAUGGCUGAUUAAAGCAGCUCAGGAUGCAAUCAAUGAGCUCCCUCCACUCAAUCAUUCGUUUCCUGACACUCCAAAGCAGUUAAGCGAUGAGAAAAGAACAAGUGAUGGUACCGAGCAAGGAUUUGAUUCAGCUGAUGUUGAGCCUAAUGACCCAAAUUUUAGCCAGAGCCAGAACCAGAACCAGAACCAGCAUCUCUCUCUAUCUAAAUCUGCUUGCAGUAGCACUUCUGAGACGAGCAAAGGUUCAGGGUUAUCACUCGCUCGAUCUGGUAUUCGUGAUAGUCGUGUCAAGGCUCGUGAGAGAGCGAGAGAGAGAACAGCCAAGGAGAAAGAGAAUGAUUCACGUAUUGCACAUCACCACAACGUAAACCCCAUCUCUGAAAACUCCACAUUUACCGAGCUUUUAACUGGGGGGAUUGGUAGUGUUAGCAACAACAACAACAGCAACAGCAGCAGCAGCAACAACAACAAUGCUGCUAGUCCUUCUGAGGCAAAUUUGUUCCAAAAAGCAGCUGCUGCAAGGCAGUGGCUUUCGACCCCCAUGGAUUACAUCAGCACAGGGCUUUUAGGGCCCUCCUCGUCACGGACAACUCAUCAUUCAUCGGGGUUUCCAGGGCAAAUCCAGUUAGGGAACUCAAUCCCACAACCAAUGACAAUGUCGGUCCCGCCAUUCAAUGUAUCAGGAGAGAAUCACCAAGAGCAGUUGCAACAUUUUCCCUUCAUUUCAGAUCAUUUGAUGCCAGUGGCGGCCACAACACAAACAGUUGGGGAUUAUAAUCUGAAUUUUACAAUAUCUUCAAGCCUUGCUGCUGGUUUCAACAGGGGGACCCUUCAGUCCAAUUCAUCGUCACCUUCUCUUUUGUCUCACCUCCAGAGGUUUUCUACUUCUUCUCCCAUAGACGGAUCCACCACAAAUGUACCUUUCCUUAUUGGCGCACCACAACAAGCUAUGGAGAAUCACCACCACCAUCAGUUCCCACAUGGGUUGCAGCUCUGUUAUGGCGAUGGAACCAGGCAUUCUGACCAGAAAGGCAAAGGGAAGAACUGAUUAAUGCCCGGAGGCAACUGUGUUUCUUGCGCCAUCUCCUUUCAGGAGAGUGAAGAUGGGGAAAUCGCAGCAAGUCAUGAGCGACUCCGUUUCCUUCCUUGCAUUGGAUGAUACCUUAUUAUUAUGCUUCUGAAAUUGUUGGUAUUUCUGCUUUAUCCAUUUUGAAGUCUUUCAGCUUGCAUUCACAUGUGAGGAUGCAUUAAUCUAUGCGUGCAAAGCUUUGUGUGUUUUGAAGAAAUAUAACAAACGAUUCAAAUUGAUGUUAUUCUUUUUUCCA